AUGGGGACUCAACAACAUAUAAUAAAAUUGUUCAGAGGAAGCCUUAAAGAUGAAUGUAUACCCAAGAAAUUGGAGUGCAUUGGUCAUGUCCAAAAACGGGUUGGCAGCAGGUUGCGCAAGUUAAAAAGUGCAAAUAAAGGUUUGAAAUUGGCUGAUGGGAAAGGACUAGGAGGCAAAGGAAGAUUGACUGAUGGAAAGAUUGAUGUUUUGCAAAACUAUUAUGGACUUGCUGUGAGGGAGAAUUUGGAUGAUGUAGACCAAAUGGCCAAAUCGAUUAAAGCAAGUUUAUACCAUGUUGCUUCGACAGAUUUAAACCCUCAACAUCAUCUUUGUCCGAAUGGCGAAGACAGUUGGUGCGGAUACAAGAGGGACGAAGAAUCGUACAAACACAAGAAUGGUAUACCUGAGUGCAUUGUCAAGAAAAUUAAACCAAUCUUUGAUGAAUUAAGCCAACCUCAAUUGCUCCAAAAAUGCACUCAUGGAAUGACACAAAAUGUCAAUGAGUGUCUAAAUGGCCUAAUUUGGGAUCGCUGUCCCAAAACCACAUAUGUGGAACAUGAAACUGUAGCUCUGUCUACAUAUUUGGCUGUCGUGAAAUUUAAUGAUGGGGACAUUUCCUUUUUAAAGAUUUUUGAAGACUUAGAUAUCAAGCCUGGUUCAUUUACUGCACAAGGUUGUCAAGAUUGUGACCAAUCACGAAUUGAGCUGUCGGCCAAAAAGAGCAAGGAAACAGUAAAAAGUAGAAGAAAAACAUUGAGGCACCUCAGGAAAAACUUUGUUGAUGAGAUAGAAGAGAAAGAACGUGUGGUUUAUGAAGCUGGGAGCUUUUAACACUUUUUAAGGUACAUUGACAUUAAAGCAAACUUUUCAAUUAAAUUUUCUUAUUUUUGCUAUUUCUCAGGUAUCAUCAAUCUUUGUGACAUUAUAAUUUUGUAAAUAUUAGCUGUAUUAGAUUGAUAUUUGGUGUGGUUACUUUCAAUAACAUUAUCUAGUGAAUAAAGCUCUUCAGAUAUUGAUAUUUUUUAUCAUUGAUGAAUUAUUUGCAAAUUGCUUCCACAAAGGCACUAAUUUAUUCAUAAAAUUAUUCAAAUAUUUAAAAUUUGGCUCAAUUUUUUUUUAAAGGAUGUUAAACAAAAUUGAAGAGCUUUAGGCACUAGUUCAUUCUCCAAGCUUUCUGAAAAUAUAUUGUUCAUUAAAUUUGGUUCAUUGGUUCCUGAGUUAUGAUGUUUCCGAUGCUUUGCAAUUAUGCGUUAAUUAGUGGCCGCCAUAUUGGAUAAUUAGUGUAAUUAAUGUUUUUCCCAAAUUUUUUUUCCAUGGGUCAAUUCUCUUUCCCUUACCCUUUCAAAAUAUGAUAUUUUUACAUUGAUCUCUUUAAAAACUAAGAAAAAAGUUGUAGUGGGGUUUGAUUACCUUACUGCACGAAAAAUUUGCGCAUAAACAAAUCUGUCACUAUGUCUCCGAACAUAACUUAAUGCUCAAGAAUCAACAUGCAUAUAGAAUCAAUCAUAGCACUGAAUCAGCACUUUUACAUCUGACUGACAGUUGCCUUGACAACAUGGAGAAUGGUAUGCUUACUGGUGCUGCUUUGUUGGACUUUUCAGCUGCUUUCGACCUGAUUGAUCAUAAUUUGCUGCUUCUGAAAUUGAAAUGUUAUAACUUUUCAGAUAAUGCGAUUAACUGGAUCAAGUCGUAUUUAAGUGGGAGAACCUCAACCGUAUAAUUAUAUCAAUGGUGCUUUUUCUAAUCCGAUCGAGAUGACUUGUGGGGUGCCACAGGGUAGUUGUCUUGGCCCACUGCUCUUCAGUUUGUUUGUUAAUGAUUUACCAACAGUCUUAACUACAGCUGAUAUCACCUUGUACGCCGAUGAUAGCACUCCGUUCCAAUCUGGACAUAACGCCAGACUCAUAUCAGAUAAACUUCAACUUGACUUAUCUAAAGUAGAAUUAUGGGUCUCGGAGAAUCGUCUGGUUCUUAAUGCUGAUAAAACAAAUAGUAUCUUUAUUGGAAGUCGGCAGAAGAUUAAAUCAGCUCCAUCGCUUAACUUAUCCAUUAAAGAUAAAAUCAUUGAACAACUUCCAUGUGUAAAACUCCUUGGCGUCCAGGUUGACGAGAACUUAAGUUGGAAACAGCAUUGUGAAGAUCUACUUAAAGAUUGUUCCAAAGCUCUUGGCUUACUGUUCAAGUUCAGCAGAUAUAUUCCAUCAAAAGUUUUAAAGAUUAUCGCUGAGGCACUCAUACUGUCAAAAUUGAACUAUUGUUGUACGGUUUGGGGAUCUGCGCAAAAUCAAGAGUCGAUUAAUAAUUUACAAAAACUUCAGAACAAGGCCGCCAGAUUGAUCCUAGGAUAUAAGGUUGAUGAAAUAUCUAGGGAAAAUCUCCAUGAUGAAAUAGGUUGGUUAACAGUGAGACAAAGGAUUCAUGUCAGAACCUUAAUGGUAUUGCAUAAUGUACUUUAUUCUGGUGAACCAAAUGCAAUUUACGUGAAUUUUAAACCAUUUGAAAUUACUCAUGAACACAAUACUAGAUUUUCGUCGAGGUGUCGAAGUGAUAAUAUGUUGUUAGAGAAACCUAUGUUAAAGAAGAAAACCUUUUUAGCUAGGGCUUUUAGGACCAGAGCUAUCCGUCUAUGGAACAAUUUAGACUAUACUAUAAAAAUCAUAUCUUCCAAAUCCAUGUUUAAGUCUGCUGUUCUUAAACAGCUAGACUGGUUCAUAUAA
Messenger RNA from Paramuricea clavata, 2717 nucleotides. The record is from the annotation of a GenBank genome assembly. NCBI's taxonomy places the organism in Eukaryota, Metazoa, Cnidaria, Anthozoa, Malacalcyonacea, Plexauridae.